UUCUCAUCAUGGUCGGGUCGAUCCGUCCUGCCGUGGCCCUGGGCCUGUCGACGCUGUGCGUUUGCGUGUCCGUAGUUCACGCGCAAACCACGUUGAAGUCACCAGCCAUCGUCGCGGAGGGCACCACCUUUGCCCUCAAUGGCGACCAGCUCUCCUACCGAUUUCACGUCAACCACACCACCGGGGAUUUAGUCUCCGACCACUUUGGAGGCCUCGUUACGGGCGCAAUCCCCUCGCCCCAGGAACCGGCCGUCAAUGGAUGGGUGGGGAUGCCCGGUCGCAUCCGGCGCGAAUUCCCCGACCAGGGCCGCGGCGAUUUCCGCAUUCCCGCCGUGCGCAUUCGCCAAUCCCCCGGCUAUACCGUCACCGAUCUGCAGUACACCUCCCACGAGGUGUUCCAGGGCAAACAUGCUUUAUCGGGGCUGCCGUCGACCUUUGGCAACGCGCAGGAGACGACCACGCUGGUCGUGCACCUGUACGACAACUAUAGCUCCGUCGCGGCGGACUUGUCGUACUCCAUCUUUCCCAAAUACGACGCCGUGGUGAGGAGUGUCAACAUCACCAACCAAGGCCCCGCGAAUAUCACCAUCGAGGCUCUGGCUAGUCUGAGCGUCGACUUUCCUUAUGAAGACCUCGACAUGAUCAGCCUCCGGGGCGACUGGGCCCGAGAGGCACAGGUCCAGAGAAGGAAGGUCGAUUACGGUGUCCAAGGGUUUGGGAGCAACACCGGUUCCUCCUCCCAUCUCCACAACCCCUUUCUCGCCAUUGUCGACCCGUCCACGACCGAAUCCCAGGGAGAGGCAUGGGGCUUCAACCUCAUCUACACCGGCUCUUUCUCAGCGGCAGUCGAGAAGGGCUCCCAGGGCUUCACUCGCGCAUUGCUCGGCUUCAAUCCGGACCGGCUCUCCUGGGAGCUGGGUCCGGACGAGACCCUCACCUCCCCCGAGUGCGUUGCCAUCUACUCCAAGGAUGGUAUCGGAGGCAUGUCUCGCAAAUUCCACCGACUGUAUCGCAACCACCUGAUCAAGAGCAAGUUCGCCACGGCGGAUCGUCCAAUCCUCCUCAAUAGCUGGGAAGGCGUUUACUUUGACUACAAUCAAACCAGUAUCGAGACUCUCGCGGAAGAAUCGGCGGCGCUGGGGAUUCACCUCUUUGUCAUGGACGACGGCUGGUUUGGCGACAAGUACCCUCGUGUGUCCGACAAUGCUGGACUGGGGGAUUGGGUGCCCAAUCCAGCUCGCUUUCCAGAGGGGUUGUCGCCCGUGGUGCAAGAAAUCACCAACCUCACCGUCAACGGGACCGACUCGAAACUACGCUUUGGCAUCUGGGUCGAGCCCGAGAUGGUCAAUCCCAACUCCACGCUCUACCACGAACACCCCGACUGGGUUCUACACGCUGGGCCUUACCCCCGAACGGAACGCCGCAAUCAGCUCGUCCUCAAUCUGGCCCUGCCGGAGGUGCAGGACUUUAUCAUCGACUUUAUGACCAAUCUGUUGCAGAUUGGCGACAUUUCCUACAUCAAAUGGGACAACAACCGCGGUUUCCAUGAGACUCCCUCUCCAUCCAAUGACCACAAAUACAUGCUCGGGCUGUAUCGCGUCUUCGAGACCCUCACUAACCGUUUUCCCGACGUUCUCUGGGAAGGAUGCGCUUCGGGCGGCGGUCGCUUCGACGCCGGCAUGCUGCAGUACUUCCCCCAGAUCUGGACCUCCGAUAAUACCGACGGCGUGGACCGCAUCACCAUCCAAUUUGGCACCUCGCUGGCCUACCCGCCAUCGGCCAUGGGCGCACAUCUCUCUGCCGUACCCAAUGCCCAAACGGGCCGGACGGUCCCCUUCACCUUUCGCGCGCACGUUGCCAUGAUGGGUGGUUCCUUCGGUCUGGAACUCGAUCCAGCAACCGUGCAGGAUGAUGCCAUGGUUCCGGGGCUGCUCGCGUUGGCCCAAAAGGUCAACCCCUUGGUUCUGACGGGGGACCUGUACCGCCUGCGACUACCAGAGGACUCGCAGUGGCCUGCUGCACUGUUUGUCUCGGAGGACGGUGCUCAAGCUGUAUUGUUUUACUUUCAGCUCAGGCCAAAUGUCAAUCAUGCGGCGCCGUGGGUGCGGCUGCAGGGACUGGAUCCGGCGGCAGAGUAUACGGUGGAUGGGAACGAGAGGUACUCGGGUGCCACGUUGAUGAAUAUGGGGUUGCAAUUUACUUUCGAGACGGAGUACGGUAGUCAGGUAGUGUUCCUGGAGAAGCAAUGA
Messenger RNA from Aspergillus aculeatinus CBS 121060, 2249 nucleotides. RefSeq names its product alpha-galactosidase. Gene Ontology annotation, molecular function: alpha-galactosidase activity. The record is from RefSeq and is a predicted model, not a curated record. NCBI's taxonomy places the organism in Eukaryota, Fungi, Ascomycota, Eurotiomycetes, Eurotiales, Aspergillaceae. The transcript is spliced from 3 exons. Bases 9 to 2249 code for a protein of 746 amino acids. Gene Ontology annotation, biological process: carbohydrate catabolic process.